This is a messenger RNA of Acanthaster planci (crown-of-thorns starfish), 3014 nucleotides long. RefSeq names its product triokinase/FMN cyclase-like. Gene Ontology annotation, cellular component: cytosol. NCBI's taxonomy places the organism in Eukaryota, Metazoa, Echinodermata, Asteroidea, Valvatida, Acanthasteridae. Gene Ontology annotation, biological process: glycerol catabolic process. The record is from RefSeq and is a predicted model, not a curated record. Gene Ontology annotation, molecular function: glycerone kinase activity.
CAUUUAGCUAGCUAAGGAUUCAACACAGCCUACUGCAAGCACAUGCGGUACAUCAUUCUACAUUAGGCGUUUCGCGUCAAGAGAAUAAAACUGGCUGUCCGGGUUGUAGGCAUUGUGCAUGGCAUUUAUUCCCACAAAACCAAAGCGGCAGAAGUAGUAACGACGUCGACGAAGGACUCACAAUCUGAAACUCCCGUCGCUUUCCACGCAAUGGCGUGUCGGCACAAGCAGUUCAUCAACACAGUGGGGACAUGCGUCGAUGAAAUGUUGCAAGGGGUGGUAGCCGUCAAUCCAGCCGUCGCAUUGCUCAAAGGUCACAGGGUCAUACUGCGAGCGGACAUCGCAAAGUAUAAAACUGCUGGGAAAGUUGCCGUGCUGUGCGGUGGCGGAUCAGGGCACGAGCCGUUUGCGUCAGGAUAUGUUGGAUGCGGCAUGUUGACUGGUGCUAUAGCUGGCUCGGUCUUUGCAUCGCCUCCUGCCAGUGACAUCCUCGCCGCCGUACGAGCUGUUGCCACCUCAGCCGGAGUUCUUCUCAUCGUGGCCAACUACACGGGCGACCGGAUCAACUUUGGCAUUGCCGCUGAGAAGGCCAAAGCCCUGGGCAUCAACAUCGAGACGGUCACAGUGGCUGAGGAUAGCGCCCUCACCAGUGUGGAUAAGACAGCUGGGAGACGCGGAUUGUGCGGGAUCAUUCUGAUACAGAAGAUAGCUGGAGCGAUGGCAGAAGAGGGUCGCACGCUGCAGGAGAUAGUGGAAGCCACAAGCAAGGCCGCCAAAUCUAUGGGAACCAUUGGUAUUAGUCUUUCACCCUGUCACGUGCCCGGGUCGGGUGCCACUUUCCAGCUGGGGGACGAGGACAUGGAGUUGGGCCUUGGAGUUCACGGGGAACCAGGCGUGAAACGAAUGAAGGUCUGCCGGGCGGACAUCAUAACGGCAGCCAUGAUUGAUCACAUGACGGACAAAGCCACCAGCAGUCAUAUAGAUGUGCACUCAGGGGAUCACGUCCUGGUGUUGUUAAACAAUCUGGGCGGGACGUCCACCCUCGAACUGUUCCUAAUGGUGCACUCGAUCAUCCGAUUGCUUGAAUCUAAGGGUGUUGUUGUGGAGCGAGUGAUGGCAGGUCAUUUUAUGACGUCAUUGGACAUGGCGGGUCUUUCGUUGACCAUCAUGCAUCUUGAUGAAGAGCGGAAGUGGUGCAUUGAUAAGGAGACAAAUGCAUUUGCCUGGCAGAGAAGCAAUGUCUUGACAGAUCAGGACGCCCUCUCUCAGCCGCAUGGAUUAAGUGUCGUUGAGUUCAAGGAGGAGAACGACGCAGCAGAGAGCCGCAGCCAAGAAGAGUUCGCGUCCGGUACGAAAUCAGCUCCUCCUUGCGAAACACCGGAGCGUCUGGUGGCGGUAAUUUCUGCUAUUUGCGAGACACUGAUUGCGGCAGAGGACAGACUGAACGAUCUAGAUAAGUCGGGCGGAGAUGGUGACUGCGGUACAACCCUGAAGCGAGGGGCAGAAGCGAUCCUUCGUUCCCGUGCUGGACUGGUUGCCAUGGGAGCUGGCCAGAUGCUGGGCGCCCUCUCCGGCACGGUGGAGCAGAGCAUGGGCGGUUCCUCGGGUGGGCUUUACAGUUUGUUCCUUACCGCGGCAGCUAGACAUCUGGACCCUAUUCCGAGUGCUGACCAGUGGAUGAAGGCGUUAGGUGCAGGGAUCGACGCUGUACGCAGGUAUGGAGGAGCUAAGCCAGGAGACAGAACAAUGCUCGACCCACUCCACGCCGCGUGGAUCACAUUGAAGCAGGCACAAGAGUUUGGAGCGAAACCACUAGGGAGAACACACUUCCAACAUGCUUUGAAGGCUGCAGAAGAUGCGGCAGCAGGGACGUCAUCAAUGGAAGCCCGGGCGGGCAGAGCUAGUUACGUCAACCGGGCCCUAGUCCAGGGACCGGACCCUGGGGCAGAGGCAGUGGCCGCUUGGCUACGUGCAGCGUUCGGGGCGUUUUACGGGAAAUGAGGCGAAACCAGGAUGCUGAAAUUGCCGUUAUUUAGAAAGUGUACAGCGGAAUUAAUUUUAAUGUCAUUAGGCCUACUAUCAUUAAGGGGGAAUGAAAGUUGUAAGAAAUUUGACAUUCUAUUCAUCAUAGUCUCAUGAAUUGUGUCUGGGCUGACUCAUAGAUUGCUUUGAUUAUUAAUGACAUUCAGUUCAACCUCGAAGAAAAAAAAAACUUUUUUGUUUACUACAUUAUACUAAUUGCGACAAACAGAACUGUGGCCCCUGGGCUUUCAUGUCAAGCAUUCGUUUUUUUUUUAUGAAGGCAGGUGUAAUCGUUAUGGCCAAGGAAGAGUCAAUUUGUCAAAUGACAUUCUCAUAUUCUUUGUGGCCCAAGUAAAUUAAAGCUGGGCCCGGUCGAAAGGUGAAAUUGCUUCGGCGUAUUGCACGGCACGCAACGUGCCAAAGAAUCAUUAGAUAAGAUGUCAAACCGGUCAAUAUCUCAACAUGGUGAAGUAAAGUUCCUCUUGCUUCUAGGAUAUUCCUAAAUCAUAUGCACGAGCUACAAAUCAUACAGACCACCUGUAGCUCGUAGCUCAGAUGUAAUUGUAGAGUGACAGAUCAUAAAAGCCUGUUCAUACUUCAAACAAACGCAAAAAUAAGCGAAUUAGACGUCACAAAACAUUUGAAGUAAAGGACGCAAAAAGUGGUCGACGCAAAAAGUGGUCGACUUCAGCAAAUUCAGAGCCCAAAUAUUUGUUGAGAUGUUACAACUUCGCGUUCGUGAAGCAUGAACAUGCCUUAAAGAGACCAUAAUUAUAAACGAAAUAUUUUACCCAAAUCCUUGAAAUUACACUUUCGUGUUUCAAUAGAACCUUGUUGUCAAUUUUUGUUUUGCUAUUUUCUUCAGUAUAUGUGACCUUGUUUAUUUUGUGCUAAUAUGAAUUUGGAUAUUUAUGCGCAAAAACCGAUGCAAUCCGAGGCACUUAACCUCGCUGUUGCAUUGAUUUGUGCACUAAAAUUAUAUACUUUUUGUA